GAGCAGCCUGUUAUUGUUGUUGUUGUCAUUCUGACGGCCCGCCAUAAUCUACGUCUCUCCACUCGGGUUAGAUAUAAGCAAAAUAUUUGUGUUUAUAUUUUUGUAGAGUGUGUUUUGUCAGUAAGUAAAAUACUUGUAAAGCUUAGCGAGACUGUAUCCAUGUCAGUGGAACAAGCCAUGCUGAUGUCAGAGAUUUUUCCUCUGCCCUCCACGGUGGGAGGAUCUCUGUGCGUUGAGUCACGCAGCUGUCAAAGAUAGCUGUCACCCAGUUUCAGGAUCAAACACACACAGUCAAUGUGAAAAGGGCUUUGAGCCGACAGGACGCAGAGAUCUCAGGUAACCCCCCCCUCUCCUCCUCAAGUCUCCAAACCAGGACGACCAAAAGAGGAGAAAGAAGGAAUCCAAAAAAACGGGGGAAAGACGCGAGUUUUUGAUGAAUAAGGAUUUUCGCAUAUUCGGAUACACGCUGGGGAUAUCUGGAGAAAAGAAAAACACUACAGGGACACAAAAGCAGUUUUCUUCGGUGCUUUUACGGGGAAAAGUGGAAUUUUUCUUACGGAGAUGAAGACGAAAAAAGGUAGGUUUGACUGCUUAGAAGAAAAAAUCGGUGAGAUUUUGGAAGAAUGACAGAGACGACUAUUAAGAGAGCGUUUCCCCCAUAAGCAAACCAUGCAGUCUAUUGUUUCCUUUCCAGACAUGACAGGGGGCUUUUUCUGCCAUGUGCUGGCGCGAUGUCAAAAGUCAAUAUAGCUAGGUUUGUUCGUCAUAUUUUAAUGAAAUACUUACGUUAAGUCCGAGUUUUCCCUCAAUAACAGGCUGCUGUUUCGCCAUGUGUUCUGUGUUUUGUCUCUCGAUGAAUUUAGGCGACAUUAAGGUCUCGAAAAAAACGUUAAAAGUAGAUGAAAAACGACGCUUCCUUUUAGCUAAUUAAACGGCGCACGCGACAUUUGUGUCGAAGUUUGACCAGAGUGCGAAGACAGGUUAAAGUUUGGGGGCUAUUGUGAGUCCCAGAGUUUGAAAUGUUACAAUUUCAGAACGUGCAAGUUUCAAAAAAUCGAUAUGUUACACAUUUUCACAGUCUGUUACACGAGGAAACACCUCGAGCUCUUUUUUGUUGUGUCCAAAUCCAAAUGUGGGCUAAUGUUCAUCCUGACCUCAUUGUGGGAAGUUGCUGUUGCCUUGUUACAUUCAUGGACCUCGUGGUGCAGCGCGCACACACAAUAGAAAAGCCCUUACAAGUUGGUUAAACUCACAAAAAACACUGUCUUCGUGGCGUUGAAACGUGUAUUCUGCCCACUAUGUUACAAGUUGAUGUUUUGGAGUUAGUUUACUUUAUGGCGAAGUCGCUGUUUGCGUUUAGAAACUUUUGAAAUGCAUACAAAGAAGCACGCAGCCCUAGAUUCUUUUGUUUAGUCUGGAGACGCUGAUUUGCAACAGGUCUCCCCUCCCCCUUCCCCUCUCUCCAGCCUACGUAAUUACCUCAUCCUGUUGGCCGCUCAGACUUGGGAACUUUCUUAUUCCUUUCCCACUAGUUUUAUCCAAGGCAGACAGCACUAGAUUAAAUCUCCUCCUAAAUUAAGCAUUUUCUUAAUAGGAUUUGGUCUGCGUGCAAUGCCAGUUCCUCACGAACAUACAAAAAGUGAUUCAAACAUCACAUAAAUGUAGAGAGAUCUGCAUCCUUUUUAUCUAUGACUUAUAUUGAUGGAUCCCUACUUUUCUAAGUGUGAACAAUUUCAUAAAAAUAUGUCUGAAAAAGUGAUCAAAGUAGUUGUAGGGUUGUUUUCUCAUGCUUUAACAUGUGAAAGUAGGCUAAUUCAAAGGGUUUAAAUCCUGUUUGAUCAUGAUUGACUUUGAUAAGACAUGCCUGAAAUUAAAAAGGAAAGCAACUCUGUAAUCUCUGGGAAUGCACAGUGACGGUUCCCCAAAAUAAAAUCUCCAUCUAUCGUGCAGUGAUUGUUCUUGUGGUCAGCCAAGUGUACCUUACUUAUCCAAGCAUGCAAGGUGUGCUUUUAGUCUGUACAGUAGACCUGGCUUGUAUUUGUUGAGGCAGGUUUUAUAACUGCCAGAGCAUCAGACCAGCCUUUGUGACGUCCCCCCCUCCCUCCUUCCCUCCCUCCACGGCUCCCUCCCCCUCCUCCUCACACCCUCCCUGGCUCCUUAUAUGAAUCACAUGGCUGAACUUGACAGCUUGCUUCUGACACAUCAGCUGCCUCCCAGACAGCUUGUGUUUGGUGAGCGGCUGCGGCAAAGCGGCUGGGAGCUCGACAAUAGUUUGGCUGACAUAAGAGGGAUACACAUUGUUCUUUGUCCUUUUCUCAAGCACUCUCUUUUCCUCCUUGCUCCCGCUGGUUUCGCGCAGGUUUGAUGAUGCUGUCAGGUAGCGAGACAGAUGACGAGGACAGCGUGGACGCCCCCCUGGAUCUAUCCUCAAGCGCAGGAAGCAAUGGGAAGAGGAAACGGCGAGGGAAUCUGCCCAAGGAGUCCGUUCAGAUCCUCCGGGACUGGUUGUAUGAGCACCGAUAUAACGCUUACCCCUCUGAGCAGGAGAAAGCCCUCCUUUCCAAGCAGACGCAGCUCUCAACACUGCAGGUACACACACAGAAAAAAAAAACAACACCCCUUGAGAGUUCACAGAUCACCGUAAAAGUAGAUGAAGCAAGUGUCAGCCUGACUGAAUCACAUCCUUUCUCAAAAGCUCACAAAACAUGACACAUAAGCAGAGAAUUGAAGGUCAUCCAAAGCAGCUUGAUGUUGCAACUUUGAAGCCUGAGACAACGUGAGUAAGCUCACUCCCUGUGCAGUGCUGUGGGCUUGGCUGAGGCACUCGGACAGGAAUUUCCCUCCCUCCAGCCCCUUUCCAUCCCAGCUGUCUGGGAACAAUGCAGAGUCAUUUACAGGGUUAGAGCUCCCUGAGCCAGUUACAACUAGCCUGCAGGACUGAGAAAGAAAGGAGAGAUGGCGGUGAUUACUGCAAUAAGAUGAGUGAUAACCGAAAAUUAUUUUAAAGAAAGGAAUCCAAAUUUGACAUUUUCAUAAGAAGUCAAUUGCUGUUUUAAAUCUCUUCUGAUAAGCAGGAAAGGCCAAUAGUUUGAAAUAUAUAGCCUCAGGUUAAAUAAUGUAUGAUGGGUGUUGUUGUUUACCUUUUUGAAUUUGACUGAGUAAGCGUAUCAGACAUUCUUUCAAAGGGAGAGCAUCAGUGAACCAUGUGACAUUAAAACAGCAUGCGUUUUUCUCGUUGUUGCCUCCAGGUGUGCAACUGGUUUAUCAAUGCCCGGCGGCGACUUCUCCCAGAAAUGCUGAGGAAAGAUGGCAAAGAUCCCAACCAGUUUACCAUCUCCAGGAAGGGCAGCAAAGCCGGCGACAGCUUCUCUGACAGCUCCCAGUCGCCUAAACACUGCAGUCCAGCGGCGGGCACAGAGGAGAGCUACGACAAACGCGUCCUCCACCCCUCCAGUUUUGAACCAGCUGUGUCCGGCGUCCUGAGGAAAGCCGUUUCCCCUUCCAUACCCUCUCCAACCUCUGUGUCCCCAUCUCCAGGGAUCAUCCCCACCCGGCCUUCAGUCAUCUGUCACACUACUGUCACCACAGCGAUACAGGCCCCUCCCUCUGUGCCGGGAAUGAACUGCGACAGGGCGGAGGAGCUGCUGCAGCAUGCACAGGCACUGCUCAGGUGCAGGGAGGAAGUGCCGCUUUCUACCACCAACACCGCCACCGCCACUACCACCAUCCUCAGCAGCACCGGCAUGGAGGGCAACCUGAGCCCCCGCAGCGGGCUCUUCAACACCCCUCCCCCCACCCCUCCAGACCUAACACAGGACUUCAGCGGCUUCCAGCUCCUGGUGGACGUGGCUCUGAAACGGGCUGCAGAGAUGGAGCUGCAGGCAAAACAGCUGGUCUCCUAAAAAGGGACAAAGUGACACAAAAAAGCGACGAAGGAGAAGAAGAAGAGGAGGGAAAAGAGACUGACUUUGUGUCUCUGACUGUGGAACUCUCCCUGAGUUCAGUGACUUGUCUGCACGCGACAGAGAACAAACACAUAGACGCCUGAUCAUUUCUAUUUUUGGUAAACCAAUCAAAUUGAUGAGGAUGUUUUUUAUGGAGAAAAAAAAACAAACUGUAUCGAGGUGCCUUGGCUGUAAGUUGUUUAUUCAUUUCACAUACAUGCGUAUGUUUCUACAUGUGUAUCUUAUUUGCACACAGGGACCAAAAAAAUGUUAUCAGAGAAAUGCUGCCUGUCUUAUGUCUUUCCAUUUUACUGUGCAUCAUCAUUAGAGAACUAGAAUCAGCCCUCACCCACACACGUUUACUGUCACACAUUUCACAGAUCAGUUCAUGCUUGGUCUGCCUUGUUUGUUUGCACACUAACGGCAGAGGAAGGUCAUCUCAGUGUCUUAAACAUACUUUGCUCUUGGCAUCUAUGACAAACUUAUUCACUACUGUAGAAAAUGUUAUGUGUUUUCAUGAGUAUAAGUAUAGUUUUGACUUUGUAUUUACUUUUAGCUAUUUUUAAAAAGAAAAAAACCUCUAUGCUUUUGUUUUUUUACUCUUUUUUUUUCCCAUCAAGGGAUAUUUCAGAUGACCAAUGUAGCAGGUUCUUAGUCUGAGCCUUCAUCCCAAUAUCACUCAGCGGGGGAAAAAAAAAAACAAUGGCCAGUGGACUGGAAAAUGAAAACACUACAGAUGUCUUUUUCUGCAUUUUGCUGUUUUUCCAGACAGCAUUUUUUUGAAAUCACCAAAAACACAUUUUCAUGUAUAAUAGGACCAUGUGUAUAGUUAAUGUGACACCAUGCCCAAUGAUGUGAUUUCUUUUCGUACUGUGCAAUGUUUGUGGCAAAAAGGGGUCACAUGGGAUUCAAAUAAAGUUUUGUUUUUCUACAUCUCA
This is a messenger RNA of Xyrichtys novacula (pearly razorfish), 4882 nucleotides long. The record is from the annotation of a GenBank genome assembly. NCBI's taxonomy places the organism in Eukaryota, Metazoa, Chordata, Actinopteri, Labriformes, Labridae.